Molecule: messenger RNA, 944 nt
Organism: Colius striatus (speckled mousebird)
Lineage: Eukaryota; Metazoa; Chordata; Aves; Coliiformes; Coliidae
Gene: COQ7
Product: coenzyme Q7, hydroxylase
Exons: 6
Coding region: 19-693 (224 amino acids)
Biological process (GO): ubiquinone biosynthetic process; regulation of gene expression; regulation of reactive oxygen species metabolic process
Cellular component (GO): mitochondrial inner membrane; nucleus
Molecular function (GO): 3-demethoxyubiquinol 3-hydroxylase activity
Source: RefSeq, a predicted model, not a curated record
GGCGCCGGGGUCAGCGAGAUGGAAGUGGCCGCCGCGGCUCGGGCCGCGCGGCGCUCGCUGGGGCCGGCCCGGGCCCUGCGCUGCGGGCCGGGUCUCCGGGGGAGAUGGCCCUUGUCCGCCGGAGGGGCUUCUCUCAGGCUUUGCAGCACGCGGGCCACUCUGGAGGGCAUCAACAAGCCCCUCGUAGACCGCAUCAUCCGGGUGGACCAUGCGGGGGAGUACGGCGCAAACCGCAUCUAUGCGGGGCAGAUGGCUGUCCUGGGUAGAUCGAGCGUGGGACCCAUUAUCCAGCAAAUGUGGAAUCAAGAAAAAGACCACUUGAAAAAGUUCAGUGACCUAAUGGUGUCAUACAGAGUUCGACCUACUGUUUUAUUGCCUUUUUGGAAUGUAGCAGGCUUUGUUUUAGGGGCUGGAAGUGCUUUACUGGGAAAGAAAGGUGCGAUGGCUUGCACAGUGGCAGUGGAAGAGAGUAUUUCAGAUCACUACAAUAGCCAGAUCCGAAGUCUUAUGGAAGACGAUCCAGAAAAGUACAAAGAACUGUUGCAGGUGAUAAAACAAUUCCGGGAUGAUGAGCGGGAGCACCAUGACAUUGGGCUCGAGCACGAUGCGGAAGCGGCACCAGCUUAUUCAGUUUUGAAGACAGCUAUACAACUUGGAUGCAAAGCUGCAAUAUUUUUAUCGGAAAGAAUUUAGUGACAUUUUCCAUAAUGUUUGUGGUAAUAAACUGACACAAAAGUGUAUGGGAAUUGCAGAAGAAUAAUAGCUUGGUUUUAUGCAGUCUUUUAAGAUUUUUCUUCACUAAUCAUCUGGUUCAGCCACUCUUUGUCACAUUGAGUACCUGUUCAAAAAGUCUCUCUGUUAUAGUCAGUUGAGCUAAAUGUGAUUAAAGGUGGCAGCACUGAGUCUGUAUGAAAUAAAACUCCUUAUUCAGAGUCUGUUCACAA